GUCACUUGGUAGAAAAUGGGCAUUAUUUAAGAGUAGUGACGACCACGUGGUCGAGAGAAAAGUAAUAGUUUAUAGAGAAGAUGAGAGUAGAAAAAUGCUACUUUUGUUCGUCACCUGUCUACCCAGGACACGGCAUUAUGUUUGUCAGGAACGACAACAAACAAUUCCGUUUCUGUCGGUCUAAGUGCCACAAAGCAUUCAAGAGGAAGAGAAACCCUCGCAAAGUGCGAUGGACCAAGGCCUUCAGAAAGGCUCACGGCAAAGAGCUCACAAUGGACUCAGUUUUCCAGUUUGAGAGACGAAGGAAUAUGCCCGUCAAAUACAACAGGGAUGUGUGGAGAAAGACAGUGCACGCCAUGAAGAGGAUCGAUGUCAUUAGAGAGAGGAGACAGGCACGAUUCAUCAAAAACAGGUUGAAGGCUGGACUCAAGUUGCAGGAAGAAUCUGAGAAGAGAGAAGUGGAGAAGGGCAUUCAUUUACUGCAAGACCCAGAAGCUUUGAUUGUGAAGGUGAGGGAAGCACAGAAACAGAGGCAGAGACAGAGCAGCAAGGUCACAGAAGAAAUGGAGAUAGCUGAAUGAAUUCUCAACUAACAGUGACACUGUUUAUGUAUCAGUUUUUUUUUUAUGAACUCUGUACGUUUCAAAAAUAAUUAUAAUCAUGACCAAAGAA
This is a messenger RNA of Halichondria panicea, 672 nucleotides long. RefSeq names its product probable ribosome biogenesis protein RLP24. The record is from RefSeq and is a predicted model, not a curated record. NCBI's taxonomy places the organism in Eukaryota, Metazoa, Porifera, Demospongiae, Suberitida, Halichondriidae. Gene Ontology annotation, biological process: ribosomal large subunit biogenesis. Bases 81 to 581 code for a protein of 166 amino acids. The transcript is spliced from 6 exons. Gene Ontology annotation, cellular component: nucleolus.